ACAGCAGAACUGCAGCUGGUGCUGCUGCCACAGAAGUCACUUCUCUGAGGAAAGCCAACACAGGACAAUGGAAUAAAAAUUUGCUUGCCCAGCUAAAAUGACUGUAUUUUUAGCCUGAUUUCUGGCACAGCUUAUGGUAUUUAGAAGGAAAAUGUACACAAAACAACUGCAAUGGGAAAUAAAUCAUGAAAGUUGACGUGAUUUUGGGACUAAUUCUGUACUGUGUCUGAAGUGUCAAAGAAUUAGCAUUAGAGAGAUGCAUUCAUAUGCUUACAAACCCCACACUGUAAUUCAGCCAUAUGGUUCAUGGACUAUAGCAUGUUGUCUAGUAACAUUCAUUUUCAUUGCACAAUGUUUAUUGGGGAUUUGAUUAAAUCUUGCUCUCUAUCUGGAAGGAAUGCAGGUAUAUGUGUGCUUACACUUUUCCACACGUGCUGAAAGGGAAGCACACAAAAAACCACAGGAGUGUGUGACAGUGUCAGAGUACACAAGAAAUCACCUGCUGCAUAAACUCCACGCUAGCCCAGAAAUGAGCUGGCAGGAAUCAUAACCGUGAUUUUAAGUGCAGGUUUUGAGUUGUACUUUAGAGGUUAUUUCUUUUUCUGCAUUUUGGAAAGAGACUUUUCACAAUUGCUUUGAAGUUCAGUUAUUUCAGUUAAAACGUUAUCUCUUUACUGACCAUAAAGCAAAGAUAGCUGGAUAGCAACUGAUAGUAGCAUACUUUAAAGAAUUCCAGAUAUUUUUAAAAGGAAAUGAUAGCUAACUCUUGCCUUUUUGGAAAGUCAGGCUGUCCUGAUAUUAGGUUCCCUGGACUACAGAGGUCCAUUGUUUUUUUUUCAGAACUAAAUGGUUAUAGGUUGGAAGUCUGAAUACAAACUGACCUAUUAAAAAACCCUAAAUCUUUCAUCUCAUUUCCCUGUUUCCUCUAGUCUUUGUCAUUUUUAUCAGUGAUCCAGUACACAUCCACCAUACUGCCUUGGAUGGGCCUCCCAAGAAACUGUCUCUUCAAGGGAAAGCUUAUUUAACACCUUAAAGAACUCUAUUCUCCAUCUUAUUGCAAAGAUUUGUGCUUCAGCUUAUAUCCUUCCAUUCUUCAGCAGUUACCUUAUAUAUUAUUAGCUAUAUAUAAGGUACUGUUUGAUAAUUUAAAAAUACCAUUAUCCUAAUAUUCAUAUAUACUACAUCAGUACUUAAAGAUAGACAGUUUACAAUUUACUUCUGUUGAGUGUCCUGUAUCAACUCACUUGCAACUAAUUUCAUUUCAGUUAGAACUUCAGGACAUUUACUAGUCUCACAAAAUUUUGAAUCACAGAUGACUUUCUUCUAGACUAACAAGAAAAGCUGGUAACCAGCAAAGAAGACACAAAAGCUAAAAUCACUAUGUGGAGCUGUGAAGCCUUAAUCAACAGUACCGAGAACAGUGAGGACCAGCACCUCUGCCAUGACUUCGACCUUGUACUGUCCAUCUUUUCCCUACUCUACCUCAUUAUAUGUUUCCCAAUUGGCCUUUGUUACAAUGGCUUGCUGGUCCUAGUUAACCUCUACAACAAAGCUACCAUGACUAUGCCAGAUGUUUACUUUGUCAACAUUGCCAUCGCUGGCCUCAUCAUCAACGCUCUGGCACCAAUGUACCUUCUAGGUCUUGCCAACACAAAAUGGGCCAUCUGGAAUUCCAACAACGAAGUUUAUAUCACCUUUCUUAUUUUAUUCAACGUCUCGUCCUUGGUUACAAUGUACUCUACGACACUGCUCAGUCUGGACUACUACAUCGAACGCGCUCUACCCAGAACUUACAUGUCGAGUGUGUACAACACCAAACACGUCUGUGGGUUCAUCUGGGGCGGUGCCAUGCUUACGAGCUUCUCAUCUCUCCUGUUCUACGUCUGCAACCACGUGUCCACUAAAAUAAUCGAGUGCUCCAAGAUGCAGAACCAAGAGGCAGCGGAUGCCAUCAUGGUGUUCAUCGGGUACGUCGUCCCGGCCGUCGCUGUGCUCUACGCACUCACGUUAAUCCUGCGAAUACGCAAAGAGGCCACGCCACUGGAUCAAGACACUGGGCGGUUGGAUCCGUCAGUGCAUCGGCUUUUGAUUGCCACAGUCUGCACACAGUUCGCGCUGUGGACACCCUAUUAUGUUAUUCUCUUGGUAAGCACAUUUACUAACCUGCAAGGAAGAAUUGCAGAUAUAAAUUACAUUCGAAUAUUGGACUUUACCACGAUUUUGUCAAAAUUCUUGGCUUUCUCAAGCAGCUUUGUGAUGCCUCUGCUCUACAGAUAUAUUAACAAAAACUUUCCCAACAAAUUGCGACGUUUGCUCAAAAAGAUACACUGUGGGAAUCAAGGGUGUUCUCACGAGCGCACAGUAGUACAGCAAGUCAUGACAUAGGUUUGACAAACUCCCCUGGUGCUCUGUUACUGCAGUACUUGGUGUUCUUGGGACUGUGAUACUGCUGUGUUGGCACUCAGAGACAUUAAAGCAUCCCAACCAAGAGGCUGGAAGGAGCUUCCACUGCAGCUGAAUGCAACAGUCUUAAUUUUCACAUAGUUGUUUGCUGAAGUCGCGUGAGGCUCUGGCCAAUGUGCUGCAAUACCUGUGACAGCUGAUACCUUCAGUGCACUGAACUGGUUACAAACUCUGUCUUCAUGUCUCUAAUCUUCCUGUCUGAAGAAAUCACUAAGCAGUUUAUUGAAGUCUUGACUGAAGACACAGCACCUUGUAUGUUGUAUAGAAAAAGGUAUUACCUUAUUUUCUGUACAAAGAAGUGAUAGUGCUAUCCUUGAUGAAGUAAAUAGCGUUUUUCAAUGAAGAUUAUAUAGAUGAUCUUUACUGAAGAUCAUAUGAUCCAAUUAUACAUGCCCAAAUAGUAAAUGUUAAUUAUAAAUUAAAUUAUUUAAUUUCUUUCUCCAUCACUGAAUCCCCUCUAAAAGAAGCCUAAUUUACCAUUUUCAGAAAUAAUUUUCUCACACCAACUAACCUGUUUUAAAGUUUAUGGUAAAGUGACUUUUUUUUCCUAGCUAUAACAAUUAACAAAAACGUGUUUUAAUUUUCCAGUGCUUUGUUUGCAUCCUAAAACAUUUCAAGAAUCCAGAAAUAUUUAUUGACUAAUUCUAAGGGAACCUAAAGAUGUUUGUUCCGCAUAUGAAAAUGAAGGACAUGGUGGUUUACAAAGUUAAAUCAGAAUUUAACUAGUAAAGAUUGUCUGGCUAAGUGUUAUGGUCCACAUAUGUUCAUGUAAUGAGAGUAAUUAUCUUAAAAAAUAAAUAUGUUUAUGAUUAACAUUUUGUAUUUUCAAGGGAUAUGUUUGCAACAAAUAAAUUAAACUCUCUUUAAUCUAGGGCAUCACUGAAGGUUUGGAAAUCAUAUAAAAUUCCUCAAUAUAUGCAAGGUUUUAAAAUGGGAGUAAUAUCUAGGAAUCCCAGUCAGCAUCAGCCUUUGCUGACCUCUCAGAAAUGGAGUGCCUCCCAAUGGGAUUCUUGGAUACACAGUAAAGUCAAGUCUAGUUUCUGUAUUUCACAGUAAGGAUGAAGAAAUCCAGCCCAGAUCACCAGAUUUUACUGGUUUGAUGAAAUAUGUAAGAACCACAAACAUGCUGCAGGAAGCACAUAAAUAACUACCCACAACAACAAACUACAAAGCACUGACUCGAGAACUACCUGUUCCCGUGCUGCUAUUGCAUUAUUAAUGACACAGGGGGUACAAGUGAAACUGAUAUUCUCCCACUGGUUUAGGGGCCAUGAGACAUCUUUCUUACUCUCCCUGCAACACCACAGCAUUGUUUUGUUGCUUAACUCGUCACAACACAAUUCAAGUUCCACAUGACUCUAUUCAAAAAAUGUGGCUUUUCAAGCUUCAGGUAUCAUAAAAACAUGGAGCAAAACCAGAACUGAAUCUUUUCCAUUGCUUAGAGCACAAUCUCAUCUGAUAGCUGGUCCUAUUUGUCAGCAGAGGCACAUGCUUAAGUUCUAAGGGGAAAGCAGGUGAGGAACAGACUUUUCAUACCUUUUCCCUUCAACAUAACUCAGUUCCUUCUCAUAGUCAUCUUCCUCAUAUACAAGCACCUUUAAGUUAUCAGCAUUUUGGUGGAAGACCCUCCAUUAGUCUGUUUUUUAAUAACUUUUCAUAGUUUAGUGAAAUCUUUUUAUCUCUUAAAGCCUAUACAGUAAAUAAUCUUACUUCUAUGGUGUUUUCUCCACACAAAAACUAUCCAGCACAACUACACCAGUUUACUUCAUAGUUUUAGCCCACUGAUGAAAACCAUGUUAAGGAAUGAAGCUGCUCUUAAUCAGUGUCCAACUCACACACUCAUUUAUAGUGCCUCUAUGCUGAUACAAUACUGGCUGCUUGGGUUGAUUUUUUUCCCCUCUUGAGAGGUUUUCUAUGAAUUUCUGCACAUCUUGAUCAUUCAAAUUCACUUUCACACAGAAGUGCUUAAGAAAAAAAUCUUUCCUUACAGCUGUCAAGCAAAGAGACUCCUCCUUCCCAUCUGAGGAAAUUUAGGUUUCCUAAUGCACCACAUUAAAUCGCUCACGUAAAAUCUGUUAAAGAAAUUCUGUCCCAUUAUGCAGGAGGAGUUCCAGCAGGGAGGAACUGCCUUAUCUGGUGUGAAUAGAGGCGUUCACAACUGGGACACUGACAGAACAGUGCAGCUGAACAGGCAGCAUGAAGUGCAAUUUUAACUUCCGUGUUGCUUCCUUACUUCCAUUUCCUCCUUCUCUCAAGACAUCUUUCUUUCUGUCUCCAACAGGACUGUUGCCUUUAUUUCUGUUCCCUUCUCUCUGUGUUAAAUUCCCAGUUUCAGAUCAUGGUUGUUUUAUCAUUUCUCUUUACCUUUUUCACUUCUCUGCUACAUUUAUUUAACUUUCAUUUCUCUCCUGUUCCCAUCCAUGCUUGGUCUUGUAUACCUGGUACCAUUCUACACUUAAAAGUUUACUUCAUGUGACUCCUUUAUGAUGACCCAAAUAUUAUUCAAUUAUUUAAAUGGAAGCUGCUGCUUAAGAGUUGGAGAAAGACAGGGCUUUAUGUAAUUUAUGCUUGAAAUAUCCAAUAUUAUUUUUUCCUAAUUUUUUUGUAUUGCAACAGAGCUACAUAUGUUUGCAUUUAUCCUUGAGAAAUACUAAAUGUGAUGGCAAUCAUAGAUACAAACAACUUUGAUAAUUUAAUGAACAAGACUGGUAUCCACUCAACCUCUUUUAAGAGAUAAUUUGAUGUAUUAGUUGCCUCAAAGCAACUGUGCCAUGGAUCUGCCUGGCUGCUGUUCUCUUAAGGAAAUUCUGGACUUAAUCGCAGCACCCUCACACGGUAUCUCUCAAAAAAGCAGUAUCCCCAAAAGGGAAAACUUUGCAAUAUUUAUAUAAAGAACAGUAGAGGAGCAAGUGCAGUAAAAUACUUAAGGAAACACAUGGUAUCUUAAACUAGGGAGAACUUUAAUGGACAAGUCACAAAGUUCUCAAGAAUGGGGCCUUUCCAUUUCAAAUACCUGAAGGUUUCUGAUGACUGUAAAUAGGGGCUUAUCUAUUUCACAUUUAAAUAAAUAUGAAUAAAAUACUGUAUAUAUGCAAGAUAGAAAUCAGCCUACUGAUGUAAAAAGAAUUUGCAAAGAGUUUAUUAAAUUAUUUCUUAAAGUGUAUCAUUUAAAUGUAAACCUCUGAACAGGAAGGUGUACUGUAUGCUUCUAUAUGUAUAUAUUGUGUACUAGAAAGUAAGCACUAGUUAAGUGCCACUAUUAACAGUGUUAUUUUCUCACAGAAUUAAACUUAAUAUUUGAGUUCAUCUAUGGCUUAUAGCCUUCUUGCUGAACAGCUAAUUAAGUCAAAUCAAUGAACUAACAAAAAUGUCGUGCUCUGCUUCUGUUUGAGUUAUUAACACAGCUAACUCAAGACAGGUCCUUGUUGACUAACUUAGAGAAGGUCCUAGUUUCAAAAGUUUACAUUUCAGAAUCAAAUUGUGUUGGUCUCUGAAGAUGUAAAUUCAGUUAAUGAAAGAAACUGAUCAGCCACUACAACAUUUCUGGUUCUAUUACAAUGAAGAGCUGUGGCCUCCAUUAUCAUGUCAAAAUACUACAGAAAUGGACUUACUGGAAAGCUUCAUAAAGGAACUAUUGGCUCAUAAUACAUGCUCAAUAAAAAGUGUUUUAAGUGUA
This is a messenger RNA of Myiozetetes cayanensis, 6139 nucleotides long. RefSeq names its product G protein-coupled receptor 146 (gene GPR146). NCBI's taxonomy places the organism in Eukaryota, Metazoa, Chordata, Aves, Passeriformes, Tyrannidae. Gene Ontology annotation, cellular component: membrane. Gene Ontology annotation, molecular function: G protein-coupled receptor activity. Gene Ontology annotation, biological process: G protein-coupled receptor signaling pathway. The transcript has 2 exons. The coding region runs from base 1381 to 2385 and encodes 334 amino acids. The record is from RefSeq and is a predicted model, not a curated record.